Messenger RNA from Magnolia sinica, 3019 nucleotides. RefSeq lists its product as uncharacterized. NCBI's taxonomy places the organism in Eukaryota, Viridiplantae, Streptophyta, Magnoliopsida, Magnoliales, Magnoliaceae. The record is from RefSeq and is a predicted model, not a curated record. The transcript has 2 exons. Bases 1492 to 2475 code for a protein of 327 amino acids.
AACUCAGACGCAUCCGCAAAAUAGGAGGAGAUCUUCGCCUUCCGAAAUCGGGCCAUACGCUACAGAGACGCUCUAUUUCAGAUCGAUCUGAGGGAUCUCGGUCCUUUAAGGAGGUGCUUUUGAACUCCAAUACACCACCAAUUUCUCUAAGGGCGUGUUUGGUCCAUGGAAUUGAAUGGUAUUGAAUUGUAUUAGAUGAGAUUAAUAUCAUUAUUGCACAAUGAUUGCAUGUCUGGAAAUACCGUUGUAUUUUAGCUAUCCAAUCCCAUGUUUUGGAUACAAUUUUUGCUACGGGAAAACAUUGGAUUAACAAAAUCAUGUUUGGUGGACCAUGGAAUUGUAAUCAAUGGACCAAAUUCACAAUGGAUGUCGUUCACUUAUACGAAUAUAUAAUUAGAAUGUCUUGUGUAAAUAACGUAUAUGGUUUGGCGGCAUAGAUAAACACAUGCAUCAAUGUGGGGCCCACACAUGGAGUGGAUUUCAAAAUCCACGGAAAUUCUGUGGGACCAAAUGCAAUUCCACAGGACUAAAUGCAAUUCCAUCCCACUUAAUCCCAACCUUUCCCAUCCUCCCCAAAUGUUAGAUGGAAUUGCAUGGGAACAAAUGCAAUUCUAUCCAACCUAAUCCCAUCUAAUCCCAUCUAAUACCCUGCGCCAAACACCCCCUAACGAUAGCCCCCUCAGGGUCAAUAAAUCACAAAAGGAGGAGUUGAGAAGAGUCGAGGUGAAAGUAGAGCAGGCUGAGGGAAGACCAAUUCACAUCAAUCAAGAUACUCUGAAUCAAUCCAAAUCUGCUCUUAGGGACUCCGUGGUUGUGAUUACCAAAGAGGGAGUUUCGAUUCCCCAAGUUAGGAAUUGGAUACAUGAAUGCUGUGGUUUUCCAUCGGAAACGUACUCCAUUAAACCAAUUGGAUUUAAGGAACUAUGGAUAAGACCGAGUCCAAAUAUUAACUCGGAUCUCCUAAUCAUGGCAAGGGCAUUGCACAAAGAUUGCCCAGUUCUCAAUAUCCAAACGUGGGAAGAUUUCUCGGCGUUUGGUUUCGAAGAUGUCUGGUUAUUGGUCUGGUCGGUUCCAUUAGAACUGUGGAACGAAGCUUUCUUCCUGAAAAUCGCAUCUUGGCUGGGUGAUCUAAUCCAACUGGACCCCAAAACGAAGUUUGGUGAGGAGAUGGGAGUGAUUAGAGUUAGGAUUAGGAGAAAAGGGCACCUUGUUACCAAACUCUAUUCAGGUCAUGGUUGAUGAGAGAAGUGUGUUCCUGCUGAUCUAACAAGAGGCCAAAGAUGAACCUAUUCCCAGAUGGGGUGAUCUCUGGAGGGUCAGAGAAAUGGCGUCUUCGUCGUCAACGACCGAGAAAGAAAGGGUGGUGGAUGAAGGUACACAUUCGAUUUGCUCCGUAGAGACUUCAAAACAAUGUGAACUAUCAAACUCAUACUCCGCAAGACUACCGUAUCCUUCCUGUAACAUGUGACAUACAUCAGAUGUAACUUACGGAUGCGUGGCAAAUGCAAAAAUAUCAUGUUAGUAUCGGGCAACAGAUACUCCAACAGUGGAUACGUGUCAACCUUCAACGAUUCCGGUGAUUCUGCCAUUGCAUAUGUGGACAGUCGAGAAAGCUUCUCGGUCUCCCCCACUUUGAGGGCGCGAGUUUUGACACCUAGUAGCCUCGAGGAUCUCGGUGUCGAUUUCCCGGAGGUUCGGAAUGCGAAAGGUCGCUUCGGUACCUCCCUCGAGACUCCUUUAUUCGCUUCGGACCACACGACCCUACAUCCGAUAAAUCUAAACCUCUCCUUGAACGCGGAACCUAAUUUUGAACGUCAGCUCAUUCUCAAGGCUCCUUCAUCAGCCUUCCCUCUGUAUAUCGAACCUUCUCCAAACAAGUUCGACAUGGAAGGGGGAGCGUGUCUCGGAUCUAUCAGACACGGCUCAUUGUCGUCGGAAUGCGCUAACUCCCUCAUCUCUCUCUCACCCAUAUCCAUGAUUCAGUCAAAGGAUUUUGUAGAGCACACUCUUAUACCUCUAUUUCAUGAAGACUUGGGGGAAGGAAUCAUAGAAGCAGAGCCCUUGCAGAUGAGGGCGGGAAGAUCAACAGAAGUUAUGGGGGAAGAUCGUCUGGCGAGGUUGAACAUCGAAGAUCAAAGAGCUCAGAUAGCCAACACCAUUCAGAAGAAAAGAUGGAUCAGGGAUGCCAUGGGCCAUGUUGGUAGAUCUAUAGGCCUUUCGUUUGGGGAUCAUCCCGAAGACUUUCUAGCCCUAUUCCACUGUAUUGAGUCCCGGGGUCGACCUCUGUCAGCGUCCAAAUCUCCCAGAACUGCUCAAUAUAGGUCGGGUAAAAAUAAGGAAUUGCAGAGCCUUCUAUCCACUCCCAAAGUGGAGGAUUUGGGAAGGGACAUUCGCCUAUAUGGAGAGCGAUAUCAUGGGUGCAUACUUUCUGUGACAACAAUCUUUGCUUCAGAGUUGGCAAUAGCUCCAGGGUGAGCUUCCGGGAAGAUAUCUGGUGUUUGAAGUCCCCUAGGCUGAGAAGGUUUAAAGUUAUAUGUUAGCAAUGUUGUUGUCAAAUAGCAUAAGCGAUCGUGUGUGACCUAAGGUGUUGUGUGCAUAUGCGAUUGUGUAAUCGUAUAUGCCAUCGCACAACCCCAAUAAAUUUACAUUUUUUAAUGGCAUAAGUGAUGGCAUAAUCGCAUAAGCCAUCGCAUAAUCACAUAUGCCAUGGCAUAAUGCCCAAUGGUCAUAAAACCACGUAUGCAUCUAUGGCACAUGCGGUAUAUGCUCCCAAAAUGGCAUAUGCCAUCGCAUAAGGGCUUAUGCAAUCACAUAUGACAACACUGGUUAGCAACCAAUAGAGGGGCAUUGUUGCAUUGAUCUUAUCGAAUAACUUGGUCCCAUCUUUCCACUGUGACAUCUGCGAAGACAAUUGUGCGUUUUGCUAGUUUGCUGGAGCUGCUGAGUGUGUCCCAAUUUUGGAGUUUGAUAGGGGAAUUCGGGAUUAAGAAUUGAAUGUGAAUUUUUCAAUGAAAUCCUU